AAAAGGAGCGUCUUCAACGUUGUUUUCAUCUCCUUUUUCCCCUUUGCCCUUAAUGAACUCUCUAUGAUGCUGAGAUUCGAAAGCCUCCUCGUGGUUGACGCUAGGUAUUCACACUAACGCUUCAUGCACAUGUCCUCGUACUAUAUGAUAUACCCAACAACAAGGCAGGUUUCCAUGCCUUGAAAUACGGCGGUUUUCAUCCACCGCCGUAACUCACCGAAACCUUUACUCGUUGAUCACACUUGUCUAUGGCUGCUGUUCCAGAGACCGCACUACCCACUGAGGCAUGCCUCACUGAUGACAAGAAGAGCGAACUCCUUGCCCAAGUGAAGCAGUUAAGCGUAGAUACACUCUCAAUAGAUUCGUCCUUCGACAGUAUCUCACGUUUGUUGAACAACCUGGCCGAGGCGCACAUUCCGAAAGAACUUGUCAAAGACGUUGAACGCCUAACCCACAUCUGGCAUGACUUGCAGACUACUUACUCCACUCUUCUGUGGAAAUCACGAGACGUUGCUGGAGAUGCCAGGGUUGCCGCAACAGAUUUCGCGAAGAUUAUCAUCGACGAAGUUCUUCUCAAUACCAAUAUCCAGAUGACGGAGAUACAAGAGGCAAUCCGAGACUCCAAGCAGAAAGCCGAAAGGGACAAGAUAAAAGCGCGGGACAUGGUCGAUGGCUUCAAGAAUCUGGCCAAGCGCAUUGAGUUCUUCUGCAAAGACUGGGAAGAAACCGUAGAACAUAAUCAUCUGUACCGAUUCUCCCUACGAUACAAAUAUCACGAAGAGGAGAUAAAAGCACUCUCGUCUUCUAUACGGGCGAUGAAAAUCAAGAUUGUCUCGAUGAGUGUUGCAGUUGGCCUCAUCGCGGCCGCUGCUGGUAUACUGGCUCUCAUCUUUGCCAUUGAUGGUAACAGUGAAGCCUUGGGUAUGGCUGGUAUUCUGGCGGUACCAGCAGAGGUAUCCUUCAAAGGUAUCCGCAGCCGAUGCGCAAUCAAGAAAGCGCAAGUGGAAAAGCUCGACAAGUUGAAGGCCGAACGUGACGAGAACCAAACUGGGAUGCAGGACAUCAAGAACAUCGCGACCAAAUUGGGCGCAAUUGUGUCGGUUUGGGGCUGUAUUUCCGCCGAUCUCAGUGAGGUCGAGAAGUUGGUCGCUACUGCUUUGCAGACAGAGGAUAAGGCCUAUUGGCGUGCAGCUUUCGUCAAGCGACUCGAGUUGACUCGAAAUUCGUAUACCCACCUCGCUGAUAUAUUCUACGAGUACCAAAUCGCGGUACACGCAGAAAGUCCCGUAUUCAAGAAGUAGCGGUAUGGGUUGACCCCAAUUGCCUUAGCCGUAUGAUAUUCUGUUAACGCCUGUAUCAUAGUACGUUCCCAAGGCUCUUGUAUUGUAUCCUUAAUGAGCGCUCCCCCAGUUGUAAUGUUCUUCCUGAGUCUACGUCAUUCUCAGUUGUAUGUAUGCUCGCAAAUCAUAAGGCAUGGCCAAUAGAAAUUACGCCGAGUG
This is a messenger RNA of Somion occarium, 1499 nucleotides long. Lineage: Eukaryota; Fungi; Basidiomycota; Agaricomycetes; Polyporales; Cerrenaceae. The record is from the annotation of a GenBank genome assembly.